Entrophospora candida is the source of this 3531-nucleotide messenger RNA. Lineage: Eukaryota; Fungi; Glomeromycota; Glomeromycetes; Entrophosporales; Entrophosporaceae. The record is from the annotation of a GenBank genome assembly.
AUGAGUUCAAACAAAAAAAUCGUCCCAAUUGAAAUCUCUGAAGAUGAAAAUGAAAUAAUUUUUACUGACAAUGAAGAAAUGGAGCCAACCUUUAAAAUUUCUGAUCAGUUUAUAUUUAUUAUAAAUCCUCAAUGUGAAAUGCGAAUUAAAGAAAUCAUUAAAUUAGAUUUAUGUCUCCCUCCUCCAGAAUACAUACAAUAUUCAAUAAGAGAAUUUAAAAAGUUACCAACUUUUAAUAAACCCGAUGAUAUAACUACUUAUGUCAGAAUACCUGAAUUUGGAAUAGCAGAAUUUAGUGAUUUAAAUAAAAUAAUGGGUAUAUACACAGCAAUAAAACUUCAACAAGAUCUCAAAAAUUUAAUUAAUUGGAUUAAUUCAACUUCAUUUUCUCAACCAAAAAUUUUACAAAACACAAUCAUUAAAAUCAAAAAAUUAUGUACUCCAUUUAGGAAUAAUCUAAAUGUGAAUGUAUAUGAUUUAUGUACUUUAGCAAAUCAAAAUUAUAUAAAUGAUUCAAUAAUUGAUUCAAUUUUUAGAAUUUUUACCCAUUAUUAUGAAAAAAAUCAUGAUUCAGAUAAUAAUUACAUUUUAGCAAAUAGCUAUUUUUAUAAAUUUUUAGAAACAAAACUUGAUAUAUUAACUAAUAGAGUUUAUUAUGGCGAUUCAUUGAAACAUAAUCCACCUAGAAAUUUAUUAUCUCUUUUAAAUCAUUUUUUUAUUCUCUACAACAUUAAAUUCAACCAAAUCAAUUUAAUCAAGGAUUUUCCAAAUCAGCAAUCCACCUUGGAUUGUGGAAUUAUAGUUAUCAAUUAUAUUGAAAAAGAAUUGGAAAUAAGAAGUUUAACUUGGAGUAGAGAUCAAUCAUCUAAUUUUAGACUAAGAUACUUGUGUUUAUUAACUGAUCACAUAAAUAAUCCAGGAGUUAUAAAUUUUCCUUCUGGUAUGGGAAAUUUAAUUAAUGAAAAAUUUCCACUUAAAUUAUAUUUAAAUUAUUUAAAUGAUAUUAAAGAAGAUGAUAAUUCUUUGUUAUGUUAUCCACUUUGGGCAAAAUCAAAAAUAGAAUUGGCUGAUUACGACAACAAUGAAAUUUGUGAUGAUUAUAAUUAUGAAAAUGAAAUUCAUGAUGAAAUGGAAAUUUGUCAUGAAAAUGAAAUUGAUUAUGAAAAUGAGAUUGGGAGUGAUUGUGAAUGUGAGACUGAUCACGGAAAUGAGAUUGAGAUUGAUCACAAAUAUGGGGCUAAUCAUGAAAAUAAGAUAGAGAUUGAGAUUGAUCAUGAAUAUGAGACUAAUCAUGAAAUUGAUAAUAAAAUCUUAGAUCAAGCUACAACACUUUCCUCUUCUAAUAGUUGGAAAUCACUGGAUGAUGCUGUAAAAUACAUAAAAAAUCAUGCCAGACAGAAUGGAUUUGAAGCUAGUAUUAUUUCUUCAAGGCCAACUGCCAAAUUUUUAAAGUGCCAUUAUUCUGGUACCAAGAGAAGUGGCAGGAAAAAUUUGGAUCCAAGCAAACAUGUUAACAAGCUUACAAAAAAAACCAAUUGCCAGUGGCAGAUCAAUAUCAAUUUUUCAAGAUUUCUAGGUGCUCAUGUAACCAAAUUUAUUGACAAACACAAUCAUGAAAUCACUGAUGAAGAUAAAUUUCUUUGCACUAACAAAUUGAUUGAGCCAAAAUUAAUUGAAGAAAUCAAAAUAUAUGCAAAGGAAAAAGUCACACCAGCUCAAAUUAAAAACAUACUUGCCAGAAAAUAUCAUGGAAUCCAAUUGAUUGACAAAAAGUUGGAUAACAUAAUUCAAUCCACCAAAAAAAUAAUGAAAUAUGAUGCUGCUGAUCUGUAUGAAAAAUUAAAUGAAAAUAAAAACAAAGAUCCUUUGUGGUUUGUAGAGGCUUCAGUUGAUAUUUAUACCAAUAGGCUUAAUAAACUUUUUUGGAUAAACCCUACACAAAAAAGAAACUGGAGUAAAUAUAAUGACAUUGCAAUUAUAGAUUCAACAUAUAAAACAAAUACGUAUAAUUUAAUAUUAUGUAUUGUUAUUGGAAUUAAUAAUGAAGGAAGAUCUGUAAUUUUCUGUCAAGCAUUGUUAGAUCAUGAGAAUGUUGAUUCAUUUAAUUGGUUUUUCAAUUGUAUGAAAAAUGGUUUUCUAGAAGCACCAGGUUUGAUUAUGAGUGAUCAUGAUCCUUCCUUGGAAUCAUCAAUUGAGAUAAAUUUUCCAGAAACAAAACAUUUUUUGUGCAUUUUUCAUAUAUAUAAUAAUUUGUAUAGAAAUCUGAAGCCAGUUCUGAAAAAAGAUUAUUAUAAUUUCAUACAGGACUUCAAAAGACUUGCUUUUUCAAUUUCAUCAGUUGCAUUUGAUAGAAUGUGGAAUCAACUUAUUCAAAAAUAUUUUGAUGGAAAUAAUGACAAUUACCUGAAUAAAUAUAUCUAUAAUUCCAAAGAAAAGUGGGGUUGGCCAUGGAGAUGCAGAGUAAUGAUGGCUGGUGUAAAAACAACAUCAAGAUUGGAAGGCCUGAAUGCUGUUAUAAAAAAACAGUUAAAUUCAAAAUCAAGCCUUAUUGAAACAUUUGAAACAAUUGAAAAUCAUAUUCAAAGAUCUGAAAAAAAGAAUAUAAACACCUGGUAUCCCACCAAAAAUAUAAAUCCAACCACCAUUAUAUUUGCAGCUUACAAAGAUAUUAUAAAAAAUACAGAAAAAUACUUAUCUGUUUUUUGUCAAUCCAGAAUUAAAAUCAAGAUAGUUUCUUCACAAUCAUAUCAUUUCUUGAUGUCUUCUCUUGAUGAAAUUUUAGGCACAAUUAAUGACAAUGAUAAUGAUAGUGAUAGUGAUAUUAUCAAUUUCAUAUCCACAUCUAUGAAAAACAUUACUGAUGAAAAUUAUAAUGAUGAAAAUAACAAUAUUACUGCUUCCACCUCCAACACCAUCCUCAAAGACACCACCAAUGAUGUUAAUUAUGAUAUCACUGAUCUUAGAAGUUUUUCUUUAAGGGAAUUACUUAUUUCAUCUAAUGUAGAGCCAUCUGAAGUAUGGGUGCUAAAACACUACUUUGGAUGUAGAAAACAAUAUGUAAUUGUUUUCAAUGAUGGUGCAUACUUAUGUACAUGCAUGCUUCUAUCUCAUGAAGGAAUAGUUUGCAGACAUUUUUUAGCAAUUUUACGUACAAGUCAAAUUGCUAAAUUCCACAUAAGUAUGGCAUCUAAAAGAUGUGAUCUUAUUAAAGUUCUAAAUUCCAAUCUACCAAUAACUCAAGAUAAAGUUGUUGAUACAAAAAAAAAUUAUAUCAAACUUUUAGAUAGCUUUAAAUCUAUAACUCAAAUAAUUGGUGAUGAUCCUGAUAAGUAUGAAGAGACAAAAAUCUUAUUUGAAGAAACUUACCACAAAUUAAAAAGAGAAAAAGAAGAAAAGGAAGAAAAGGAGAUAAUUGACAAUGAUGACAAUAAAAUAAAGAAUCCAAUUCCAACAAAAACUAAGGGCCAUCCUAAGAAAGGCUCCAAUUCUAAAAAAAAUAUUACAAAAACAAAUAAUUCAAAAAAAAAUUAA